Molecule: messenger RNA, 1946 nt
Organism: Coccinella septempunctata (seven-spotted ladybird)
Lineage: Eukaryota; Metazoa; Arthropoda; Insecta; Coleoptera; Coccinellidae
Gene: Rab35
Product: ras-related protein Rab-35
Exons: 4
Coding region: 167-772 (201 amino acids)
Biological process (GO): endocytic recycling
Cellular component (GO): endosome membrane; plasma membrane
Molecular function (GO): GTPase activity; GTP binding
Source: RefSeq, a predicted model, not a curated record
CGUCAAAUGUCACAAAAUCCAUGUUCGCUGUCUGUCCGUUGUGUGAUUAUUUCCCUGGAUUAAUAAAAAAUAAAAGCUAUGUGUGAAUCACUCCAAUAGUUUGUAGUGAUAUUAUUAAUGAAUCUUUGCAUUAGCUAAUGAGAAAAAAUUAAUAAAAGCAUCAGAUAUGGCUAGAGAUUACGAUCAUUUAUUUAAAUUACUCAUAAUUGGAGAUAGUGGCGUUGGAAAAAGUUCUCUCUUAUUGAGAUUUGCUGAUAAUACUUUUACUGGAAAUUAUAUAACUACCAUAGGAGUAGACUUUAAAAUUAAAACUAUCAAUAUAGAUGGUCAAAAAGUAAAAUUGCAAAUUUGGGACACUGCUGGUCAGGAGAGGUUCAGAACCAUCACAAGCACAUACUACAGAGGAACCCAUGGUGUUAUAGUUGUUUAUGAUGUUACUAAUGGAGAAUCAUUUGCUAAUGUAAAGAGAUGGUUGCAUGAAAUAGAACAGAACUGCGACGUAGUUAAUAGAGUAUUAGUUGGUAACAAAAAUGACACACCUGAGAGAAAAGUAGUGUUGACUGAAGAUGCUCAGAGAUUUGCAGAUACCAUGAACAUUCAAUUAUUUGAAACCUCUGCCAAAGAUAAUAUGAAUGUAGAAGACAUGUUCCUUGCCAUAACACGCUUAGUCUUGAGGUCCAAGAGGGAAAUGAAAGAAAGACAGAAUUUCACUCAGGGUGACACAGUCAAUUUAAGAAAGAACAACAAACAAGGGAAGAAAAAGUGUUGUUAAAACAGUAUUAAACAAAGUCAAGCCAAAAUGUUAUGUGAAAGUGGAUCGUUUUGUGAUUGCAUUGAAGGUGUUUAUUUUACUUUUAUUAGUCGAUUCAUCGUCUUCGUUAUGAAUUAAAUAUAGGGAUCUCAGUUUUACGGUGAACAAAUUUUAGAGCUUGGUGGAUCGAGGUGAAGUAAUCAAAUUAUUUUAUCUCUCUACAGGGAGUAACCAAUGUGAGCUGAAAUUAUUUCUACACAUGUUAAUAUAGCGGUUUUUUAUCAAUUUUCAAUUUCAAACAUUGCAAGAUCAAAUGAAUUGCAGUUGAAAGAAUUCUUUCAAAAUACGAACAUGAUAAUAGACUUAAUUAAAGCAACUUGUAGAUAUAAAUAUUUUGUAUGCUGGGCUUCUUUUUAAAAAUCAAAUGAACAUAAUUUUAAAAUUGUAAAGGUAUUAUGAAGAGAUUAUUGAAUCUAGAUUUAGAUGUAAACGUUUUUCUUCAAUGUUGCAUUUUAUAUUUUCCACUGGUAAAUAUUCCGAACAUUUUCAGAAAUUCAGUUCCUCUUAUUGUGUUAUUUUAUUUAUUUUUAAUCAACUUGGUAUAUUUACAAAAAAAAUAAUGAUAAUUGAAAGAAUACCAAGGUAAAAUGUUGCAUUUAGCAAAAUCUCAAAUUUGCCUAUUUUUUUUAAUAGAAAUAAUAUUUUGUAUACUCUGUAUAUAUGUAUUAUAUUAGUGAAAUAAGGAAGUAGUCAAUGAAUUGUGUCUAUAAAGAACGCAUCGAAACCCCCCCAGAUAAUAUUCCGAAUUUAUUCAAAGUUAUAUGAUUUAUACUACAAAAAUUACUGUCAGUAACUUUCAUCUAACUCAAAGAGGAGAGAGUUUUUGUUGUGUAUAUUUCAAGGUGAGUUUUUUUAAAUAUCGAAUGAAAGUAUGUAGUUCUUAGAUAAUGGUUUAAAGGAAAUCCCGCUCUGAAAAACAUAUCCGAGUACAGUGUAUGUUGCAAUAUUGAAUUAUCAACUUAUCCUGAAAGUUAACCCUUAUGAAUUAUAUUAAAAUGACAUAUUCCUUUAUUUUUAUGUUAAUUAACUGAAUUGUUUGAAAUUCCUUUUAUAAAUAUUGUUUACCCAGUAUAUAUUAUAAUUUUUUGUUUACUCUACAAUUACCGAAAAAAUAAAGUUUAAUGUGUUUCUGUAA